Molecule: messenger RNA, 2080 nt
Organism: Neocloeon triangulifer
Lineage: Eukaryota; Metazoa; Arthropoda; Insecta; Ephemeroptera; Baetidae
Product: sorting and assembly machinery component 50 homolog A
Exons: 9
Coding region: 149-1519 (456 amino acids)
Biological process (GO): mitochondrial respiratory chain complex assembly; protein insertion into mitochondrial outer membrane
Cellular component (GO): outer membrane; SAM complex
Source: RefSeq, a predicted model, not a curated record
CAACCAACGAAUUAUUAAUUUUCCAUUCUUGGAACAGGCAAAAUCUAAACCGAAAACAUUUUUGAAAAUUCAAAAAGUUCGCUAGUUUUUGUUCCGAUUUAGAAUGACAAGGAUUUUCUCCCGGGCCUGAGAUCUUUGAGGAAUCACAAUGGGCACCGUUCAAGCAAAGGAAAAACAGACGAUGGUCCGGAUGCCCGUGGAGCAAUCGCCGGUGCUGGAUUUCAAGAAAGAGGUCCGAGUGGACAAGGUCAAUGUCACUGGUCUGAAGAGGACCAAGGAUGACUUCAUCGUGCCAAUUGUUCGCGACCUAUUCCAUGCCACAAAUUUUGGAGAUGUGCUGGUCAAGGCUGACAAAAUUCAUCGACGUCUCGAAAACCUGGAGUGCUUUAAGAAUGUUGAGAUUUUCAUCGACACCAGCAAAGGCCCAAAAGCCAGCUCAGACGGAAUUGAGGUCACUUUCGACGUGACAGAAAUGAAUUGGCUUCUGGGCAGCGUCAACGCCAUGGCAGGCUCCGAAGAGGCAGCUUUGGUUGUCGGGGCAAGAACUCCCAACAUUCUAGGGCGAGGAGAAAAGGUGCAGCUUGAGUACACCCACAGCAACACGCACAACACCAACAUGGCCUUGUCCUUCUCAAAACCUUUGGUGCAAUUGAAGACUGAUGCAAAAGUCAAGUCUUCCAUUUACCAGUCCCAUGCAUCUUUUGGAGCUUCUGGGUUCAACGAGCAAGACCGUGCCAUGAAUAUGGCUUUUGAGUUCAACUCGGCUCCUAAUGUUCGACACAAUUUGUUAUUGGAGUCGGUGUGGCGUUAUUUGGACUCGACGGCGCGCACUGUUCCCAUGGCCGUACGAGAGCAGAACGGCCACUCGAUGAAGAACUCCCUCAUCCACACCAUCACCAUGGACAGACGCAACAAACCCGUCUUCCCUUCAUCUGGCACACUGAUUGACAUCACAACCGAGUUUGCCGGUCUUGGAGGGGACGUCGGCUUCAUCAAGAAUGAGAUUAAAAUGCAGGCCAACGUCAGCCUUUUCAAAGACUUCGUUCUUCAAGGAACCCUUCAGAAGGGCCUGUUGAGUGAAUAUUCGGAUAACAAGACCUCGCACAUCUGCGAUCGUUUCUUCCUUGGAGGGGCCACGUCUGUGCGUGGAUUUGAAUUCCGAGGUCUGGGACCACAUGAAGAUGGCAUUUCCUUAGGAUCAGAGCUCUACUGGGCUGCGGGUCUCCACCUCUACGCCCCUUUGCCAUUCAAAGUUUUUGAGCGCAACUUUGGCGAUUUCUUCCGAACACACCUUUUUGUCAAUGCUGGAAACCUUGGCAAAUUUGACUCUGGAGUUGACUACCGAGAGUUCUUCAAGCAAAUGAUUGCCAGUGCCAGAAUGUCGUGUGGCGCCGGUCUUGCUGUGAGAAUAGGCUCUGCGGCCCGCUUCGAAAUCAACUAUUGCGUGCCUCUGGCUGUCCAGUCAGGAGACAGACCUUUGAAAGGUUGCCAAAUUGGUGUGGGUCUUAGUUUCCUUUGAAUGGUCAAUAGCAUAAAGCAGUGACGAAAGCAGUCUGGUUUAGCAAAUUAAUAUGAUGAUUUUAUAGGACAAGAAUGCAAUGUGUUUUCAUUUCUGCCAAUAGAUUGUUCAAAAUAUCACAGUUCAUUAAAUUAUGGUUGGGGGGAGGGGGAUGCUUUGUAGAGAAAACGGUAGUUUGUGUGGCGUCUACUAAAGUGAACUUUCAAAAGCAUAACCUCCUAUGUUAAAAUUAAACACGCGCCUUCUUUCCCUUCAAAAGCAUCGCUGUUAUUUUAUUUUAAACCAAUUUAAUUUGAACACAAUGUUAAAAUCAAAUCGAGGCUGCAAGAUUUAGAUGCUAGUCGAGAGGGGCUGGAUGUUCUUGGUUGUUCAUAUUAAAUAUGUUAAUUACGCUUAUUUUAAAAUCCUCUUUGCUAGUGUCGUCUCAAUUUUUUUGAGAACUGAUUAUUUAGCAAAUUUUGCGGUAAAUACAGUAAAGAAGUUGUUACGAAAAAUUAACCCUAAAUCUCUUCAAUCACAAAUGCUGAAUUACCACAAUAAAAAUAUUAUAAGUGAGAAAAA